AUGCCUGCUGUACUUCUAGUAGCCAUCUUUUGGUGGUGUACUGAUAGCGCCAACGACAGACGGGCAGCUCUCCUAACCACAACACGUUUGCACUUUUUUAUCCUGGAUCUCUACCUCGUCGUGACAGUGGACCUCAACCGACUGUUCUUCAUCUGCACGACCAACCAACUGAAUACCACUCCGGAUCCGCUGCGUGACCAAACGGAGAUGGCUGAAGUCUCCGGGUAUGUGGUCGAGGAUAAGAUGAUCAUUGCACAUUAG
Dibothriocephalus latus is the source of this 261-nucleotide messenger RNA. Lineage: Eukaryota; Metazoa; Platyhelminthes; Cestoda; Diphyllobothriidea; Diphyllobothriidae. The record is from the annotation of a GenBank genome assembly.